AGUUGUGCUCAGGUGAUUGUGGUUUUAAAAGAAGCUCACAAAUCUGUUGCUUUAGUAGAUGUUCUGAGACCUGUGGGUGAGAAACAUGGCUGCAAAGACAGUGUUGAUUGUGUAUGCGCACCAGAGUGCUGGAUCUUUCAAUGCAGCCAUUAAAGAUGCGACUGUAGAUGUGCUGAAGAAUCAGGGCUGCAAUGUUCUUGUUUCUGACCUGUAUGAAAUGAAUUUCAAGGCCACAGCAACCAAGGAUGAUAUUACUGGCACAGUGAAGAACCCAGAACAUUUCUGCUAUGGAGAGGAGACCAUGCUGGCCUGGCAGGAGGGACGACUAGCUUCUGAUAUUGUAGAGGAGCACAAGAAACUAAAAGAAGCAGAUAUUGUUAUUUUUCAGGUAAGGCUUUUAUUUAUUAGAAAUUGGAUUUUGUAUAUUUUAUUUGUUGCUUUUGGGUACUUUAUGUUUUUUGUGUGUCUUUUGCAGUUUCCCAUGUACUGGUUCUCGGUUCCUGCCAUCAUGAAAGGCUGGAUGGAUCGGGUUCUUACCCUUGGUUUUGCAUACACUUCGGAAAAGCGCUAUAGUGCAGGCAUCUUCAGGGAAAAGAAAGCCAUGUUGUCAUUCACCACUGGUUCCCAUGAGACAAUGUUCAGCUCCAAUGGGAUCAAUGGAGAUCUGAAUGUUACUCUGUGGCCAGUUCAGAAUGGUGUCCUCAAUUACUGCGGCUUCCAGGUCCUCGCACCACAAGUCUUCUGGGCACCCACGCAUCUCUCCUCUGAGGCUCGUGACAGCCUGUUGAAAGACUGGCGUACUCGUCUUCAAGGUCUUUUAAGCGAAGUGCCUCUCUCCUUCCCACCCAUAGACAGUUUUGAUGAGGUGAAAGGCUUUCAGCUGAAGCCUGAAGUCCAUGAAAAGCAGGCCGGUUCCCCCUUCGGUCUCACUGUGGGACACCACCUGGAGAAACCUCUGCCACCGCACAGUCAGAUGAAGGCUGGGGUAUGAGAUGAGCAAUUGUCCCCAUGUGGCCAUGUUCCUGUUUAACUGUCAUGACGCUUAAUUGUGGGAUGUCAAUAAAUUGUGAAUGUUUUGAAUUUGACAGUUGUAAUUCAUUGUAAACCAUGUGAUACCCACAACUACGACCAUGUCGAAUACAGUAGCAAUGUUACUGGUUUUAUAGACUUUCAAAUUUCCAGUAAUAAACCAUAUUUCAUUA
Messenger RNA from Pimephales promelas (fathead minnow), 1202 nucleotides. The record is from RefSeq and is a predicted model, not a curated record. NCBI's taxonomy places the organism in Eukaryota, Metazoa, Chordata, Actinopteri, Cypriniformes, Leuciscidae.